Molecule: messenger RNA, 1227 nt
Organism: Serpula lacrymans var. lacrymans S7.9
Lineage: Eukaryota; Fungi; Basidiomycota; Agaricomycetes; Boletales; Serpulaceae
Exons: 2
Coding region: 1-1227 (408 amino acids)
Biological process (GO): phosphatidylethanolamine biosynthetic process
Cellular component (GO): mitochondrion
Molecular function (GO): phosphatidylserine decarboxylase activity
Source: RefSeq, a predicted model, not a curated record
AUGCCUAUGAAUCAACACCGCGGAUGGCUGCCAAAGGACCCUCAAGUCCUCAGAAAAUGGAUACAUGCAAAGAUCUUGCAGCUACACAGAGCUCCCGUGUCCGCUCCAGACCAGUACUCCCAUCCCGUCAUCGCAGAGUUCCAUACCCUCAUCCGGGACGAUCCACAAGCUUUCAUGUACUUUACACAAAUGUCAAAUGACGAACCGGUCGGUAAAGACGGCCACAAAAACGUCACAGACUGGAAGAUGAUGCUCUGUCUCUUCGAUACCAUCAUCGCAGAAUCUAUCGAGUACCACUCAGACCAGGGUGGUCAAGUCACGGUUCCAAUGAACGCCGUCAUCAAUUCCUUCAUGAAUACCCAAGCAGGCAUGGCCGCCUUCCUCUAUCCAAAGAUCAAUGACCACUUCUUCAAAGUACUCAAAGUCUGGUCCAACUACCUCGCUUCGCCUGCAUCGCGCAGUGUCCUUACCACCAAUCUUAACGGCUGGUUCAGCCCCGAGGCGCAGGAGGAAAGGCCCGAUUUUGCCGAUGUCUUUGUUUGUGAUACGUCCAAGGAGUUCUGGGGAUUCACCUCUUGGGACGAUUUCUUCACCAGACGCUUGAGGGAUAAUGUGUUCCCAGUUUUUCCCGACGACACCAGGUUCAUCAGUAACCCCUGCGAGUCUACGGUCUAUAACAAGGGCUACAACGUCAAGGAGCAAGACAAAUUUUGGAUCAAAGGUCAACCAUACUCCCUCUUCCACAUGCUCAACAACGAUCCACUCGCGAACCAAUUUGUUGGCGGGACAGUUUAUCAGGCUUACCUGAGCCCUACCGACUACCACCGCUGGCACAGUCCCGUCACUGGACUGAUUGCGAAGACUGUCGUUGUCCCCGGCACUUAUUUCGCCGCUGUCCCCGAUGACAAAGAGGGUGAUGUCCUCUUUCGCUCCCUGGACUUUAUCACCGCAGUGGCUACUCGUGCAUUGAUUUUUGUCCAAUCAGACAAUCCGGAAAUUGGCUUGGUGUGCUUCAUUGCCGUUGGGAUGGGAGAGGUGUCGAGCUGUGAAGUGACGGUGAAGGAAGGGGAGGGAAUCAGGAAGGGCGACCAGAUGGGGAUGUUUCAUUUUGGCGGCUCGUCGUGCUGCCUGGUCUUUCGACCUGAAACGAAAAUAACUUUCACAGACGAGGCCGAUGACGGCAAGGCAGUCAGAGUCAAUUUGGGCAUUGCAUGUGUUGCGAACUAA